AAAAAUUUUCUCUCGAUGAAUUAUAAAAGAAGAACACAGUAUCUGAGUUAGCGGACAAAAAGGACCCACUAUAACGUGAAAACGGGUCCACGAUCUUCAACACAGCGGCAUUUAAUGGAAACUUGGGCUUCUGCACUCCAAAAGUCGUUCAAUUUCCAGAAGAGGUCAAAACCAUCGCCACUCUCUCUCUCUCUCCCCUUCACCUCCAAACAACACCAGGAUUUUUUCUUCUGAGUCUCUGUCAUGGUGGUAAAUGGGCGUACAUUGUUGUUGGGUUUAUUGGCUUUUCUUGGAAUUCAGCUUCCUGUAACAAUGGCAGAUUGCCCCCUGGAUGUGAGUGGGUCAAACUUUACACUAGUGGCUUCAAUGUGUUCAAAUAAAGAUGAUAGAGGAAAGUGUUGUCGGUAUAUCAAUGCUUUUAUUGCAGUUUCUAUAGCCCGCUAUGCAAAUGCAACAAGCAAUCUUGGUGUUACUACAGAUUCAUCUGAAAUCUGCCUCAACUCCAUAUUGCAAACUAUGGAACUGUAUGGAGUUCCUCGAAAUGCCACAGUUUUCUGUGGGCUUGGAACUAAAAUUCCUGUAAAUUAUGAUUGUAAGGGUCGGACGACUGUCAUGCAGAUGCUUCAGUCUCCAAGAUUUGAAGAUGUUUCAGAAAAUUGCAAACUGCCACUUUCAAAGGAAAGUAACUGCAGGAAGUGUUUGAAUGCUGGCAUUAUUUACCUCCAUCGACUAGUAGGAACAGAAAAUAAUAUGACAUUGAGUACUUGUCGCGAUGCAACUUACGCUGCACUUGCAAGUCAAGUAGAUGAUGCUUCAGCUCUAGAACUUGCCAGCUGUUUCUUUCAAGUGCCGGGGCUUAACGUCACCCGAGUUUCAGAGCCAUCUCCACCAUCAUCUACCCCUAAAGUUUCUCCAAGUCCAUUGAUUGCUGCUAGCCCGAGCCAACAUGUGCAGGCAUUGCCCAUAAAUAGAGAUCACCAUAGCUUCCAUUUGACACUAAUUCCAGGUGUUGGCAUUGCUGUCACGGCAGUCGCUAUUGUGAUGCUGAUUGUCUUGAUAGUCCUUAUUCGUAGGAAAAAUAGAGAAUUAAAUGAUUCAGAGAGUAAGGAUAAGAGCCCUUCAAAGCCCUUCCCUUCUCGUCCUGUAUGGAAGUUUCAGGAAGGUACUCCAAUGUUUCGGAAGUUAAGCUACAAGGAGACAAAAAAGGCAACUGAAAAUUUCAACACUGUCAUUGGACAAGGAGGAUUUGGAACUGUGUACAAAGCUCAAUUUAGUGAUGGCUUAGUAGCAGCAGUCAAACGGAUGAACAAGGUCUCAGAACAAGGGGAGGACGAAUUCUGCAGAGAGAUAGAGCUCCUUGCAAGACUGCAUCAUCGUCAUCUUGUUUCUCUUAGAGGCUUCUGCAUUGAAAAGCAUGAGAGGUUCCUCAUGUACGAGUACAUGGAAAAUGGAAGCCUAAAGGAUCAUCUUCAUUGUAUGCUUCUCAGUUUCUUCAGUUUACUUUUUUUUUUUUAACUUUUACAACCCUGAAGAAAAAUAGAUAGUAGUGAAAACCUUAAAAUGGAAAUGGAUUAUUUCCGUGUUGGUUUCAAUAGAAUUUGUAAUCAAUUUCCAUGGUUUUGGGCGCAAAUACCCUCUUUUUUUCUCCCUCAUAAUUUCAUGCCUUUAUUCCUGCUUUUUGUAAUACUUUGAUAUCUUAGGGACUUGAUUGACAGCGUGAAUGAUUCCUUUAUGGUCAUAAAUA
Messenger RNA from Carica papaya (papaya), 1744 nucleotides. The record is from RefSeq and is a predicted model, not a curated record. Lineage: Eukaryota; Viridiplantae; Streptophyta; Magnoliopsida; Brassicales; Caricaceae.